This is a messenger RNA of Lampris incognitus (smalleye Pacific opah), 772 nucleotides long. Its product is annotated as transcription factor HES-7-like. Gene Ontology annotation, molecular function: DNA-binding transcription factor activity, RNA polymerase II-specific; RNA polymerase II cis-regulatory region sequence-specific DNA binding; protein dimerization activity. Bases 62 to 772 code for a protein of 236 amino acids. The record is from RefSeq and is a predicted model, not a curated record. Lineage: Eukaryota; Metazoa; Chordata; Actinopteri; Lampriformes; Lampridae. Gene Ontology annotation, biological process: regulation of transcription by RNA polymerase II; anterior/posterior pattern specification; regulation of neurogenesis. The transcript is spliced from 3 exons. Gene Ontology annotation, cellular component: nucleus.
AUCUCUCUCUCUCUCUCUCUCUCUCUCUCUCUCCCGCCGUUCUUUUAUCAUUUCAUCUCCAAUGAAACUGUUGAAGGAAACGGAGGACGCAACGAACGACAGAAAGUUGUUCAAGUCUCAGGUGGAGAGACGUCGCAGGGAGCGGAUGAACCGCAGCCUGGACCGUCUGAGGGACAUGCUGCUGCAGGGGCCCCCACAACUGGGAGUGUCUCAGCAUAGGGUGGAGAAGGCUGAGAUUCUAGAGCAGGCAGUCCUCUUUCUCCAGAGCUCGGCUGAUGGGGACCGGAGGAGAGCUGGAGUUGGAGGUGCAGGUGCGGGUACAGGUGGAGGUGGAGGUGGAGGUGGGCGGCACACCUUCCAAGAUGGCUUCUCUGCCUGCCUGCAGAGAGCCACUCAGUUCCUGGGACCUCACGGGAAGGGGCUGAUGUGGCUGGGGGCGGUGCCUGGCACGCCGUUUGCGGCCCGUUGCGCCUGUUCUCACUCCGUGGGCGCCAGAGCCACCGGCCGCUCCUAUCGCCCUCUGCCCCGCGUCAAGUCCCAGCCCCCGCUUGCUCCGCAGAGGCCCACCCAGAUGUCCACACACAGACACGGCCCCGACGUGAGCGCCGUCGUCCCCCCUCCCUGGGCCCCGUUCCAGCCCAGGCACGCCGGGGGCCCCCAGCGACUCCACAGACCCAAUCACCGAGACACCGGGGAGGAGGGACGAGCCACCAAACAGACCCAGGCCCAAAGCCCCCCCGCCAGCCUGCCUCUGUGGAGGCCCUGGCCCUGA